AUGUCUGAUGCUUCUGAGCCACAUGAUGAAGACCUACUGGCGAGACUUGGAGCCUGUGCGAGGACAGAGCCUGGGAGACCUGUGCAGGCUGAUGGUGCGACUGCAGCAGGGAUCUGGGACCUACUGGACCCAAGUUUCCCAAAAAUGGUCCAGUUUGCUGGAGUACUGACGGAACUCUGCAAGGAAUUUGGUGAAAUCAGUGGGGAUAUCAUGGAUGACAAGGAACGUGACAAGAUCAAGAAAGACGGAGAGACCUUUGACGCGUUGAAGAAAGAAUUUGAGAGGGUGACGACUGCGCUGGACUCCUGUUUGAACCUGACAAAGGAAGACGAGAAAGUGAAGGAGAAGAAGAAGAAGACUAAGAAAAGUGUGGUUGUUUCUUCCAAAAAGAGCAAACCUGUCAACAAGAAAGUGUCAAGAAAAUCUCCUGCAAAACCAGCUAGUCAAAAGCCUCUUUCUUUGCCGACCAUGCAAGAAUUUAAUGCCUGGGGACUGAAUGCUCGCCCGCUGUUCGAAAGCGUUUCUUCAAUGAACCCCUUGGAUUUCUCGCAGCAUGACUACAUUGGAGACAUUCUUGGGAAAUUAGAUCCAUCAAACCUGGACAUUCCAAACUGGGAAACCAGACUCGUGGAAAAGUGCAAAACUUACUUGAAUCAACAAGAGCCCAAGCCUGAAGUUUCAAUCAUGAAUUUUUGCCUGUAUUCCACUGAUGGGGAAUCCACCUGGCCCUUGAUUUCCCAGAGGGCCCUGGACUCUGACACGGAAUACUUCAUGGCUGUCACAGGCACUAUUCAAUCAGACUUUGAAGGAGAUGAAGGAUGGACUCUGGAGACUGUGUGUCACAGUUUGGUGGACUUCGCUAGGGCCAAUCCUGGGAAGCUGCAUGCUGAAGCCCUUUUACACCUUUUCAGGGAAGAAAGGCAUCUUUUGAAGUGUAUUGAACAACUUGAGGGUCAUUUGGCACCAUUGGGGAUGAAGAACAGGUUUGGUCUCACUCCAAUCAUGGUGGUGGUGAGGAGGAAUUUCAGUGAAAGAGUGCUUGAGGCAUUGUUGAAGCAAGCUGAGGGGAUGAGGGCUGUUUUGGAUGCUGCUGACCCCAGGGGAUACACUGCUGCUCAUUAUUGUGCUGCUGAGAAUUCUCCUCAGCAUUUGCAAGUCCUGGUUCGGUAUGGGGCUAACCUGACUCUCCAGGAUGGUUCGAACAAGACCCCGCUGUAUGUCGCCAUGGCCAGAAACAACGAAGCCUGUAUUUCCGCCUUGAGGGAAGCCCAAGGGAUCGAGUACUACCCAGAGAUGAACAGGAUUGGGUCAGUGUUCUCAGGGUUGCCAGAUAUCUAUGAGCCUUCACAGCCGCAAUCGCACUUGGCAACCACUGGAAGCAAACUUGUUGGUUACAUCAGGAGAGAGCUGCCUGGUCUCCUCGGAAUGAACCCAUCAUUGGUUGUGGUUCCCCCGAGGGACAAUUGGUUUCCUGCAGUCUGUCCUUAUCCGGAUCAGGGUCGAAAAUUGGGUUGGGAAGCUGAGCAAAAUGUUUUCGGCAAACUACACUACGCCCUUCAACUGCUUCAUGCAUUCAGUGUACUCCUGAUGGAAGUGAAGAACAUCACACGCACUCGCGAUAUCGCGCGGAAAGGAGCCAAGUCGGAAACUCGAGGCGAACACGCCUUGAACCAAAUGGAAACCCACUUGAAAGCCCUCGGUGAACAUUUACAAAUCGAUCCCAGCAGUUGGGUCACGGGUUGCCUCGCGUUGCCCGAUUUCCCCGUGAAAGGUUCUCCCGCGUCUCUAACCGAAGCCGAGAUCGUAUUCACGGAAGCUGCAUCGAAAUACGAAGGCAGAAACGUCAUGUUGUGCCGAGACGUUCUCGAAGAUACACUCGCGCUGAAAGAAUGGCUGAGUGGGCAUUUAUCGCCGUGUAGUAGCGAGAGACGGGAGGAAUUCCAUAGGAUCCUGUGUUGGGCUUUGAUGUUGUGCAUGGGAGUGGCCGUGAAUGCCGUGGAUUUCCACAUGAGUGCUCCGAAUGGCAUCGUUGCUCUGUUGACGUGCAAGCAAAAGUCCGUGCUCACGCAUCACUCGAAAAACGCGCUCUUGGUGUUGGGUGGCUCGGGCACGGGGAAAACGUUUCUGGGAGUGCAAAAGCUCAAGUCUUUGCGAGACACGGGUGUCAUUUCGAAGCACAAACUCGCGUAUUUCGUCGUUGCGCGAAAGAAUGUCGGUCUUUGCAUGGAUCUACGGCAUCAGCUCGAAGGAAUCACGGGAGCCGAAAUGUAUCCGGUGGGAGAUGGUUGGCAAGAUGCGGAUAUUGAGUCUCUAGAGCGGAUUUUAGAUGAACUCCUCAACGAGUGCCGCGAAGGAAGAGUGUCUUGCGUGAUUUUCGACCAGUUGGAAGAUUACCCGGGGUUUUUCUCGUCGGAACUCUUUCGAAGAAUGAUGUCCAUCGACGAUUUCGACUUGUUGUGGUUGCUAGCGAACCCGUACGACCUCCCGGAACAAGACCGGAAUCCCCUGAUGACCUAUCUUGAACACCAACAGGGCAUCGUGCUCGACAAAAGAAUAAGGAACACGAAAAUCCUUAGUUCUGCUAUCGAACACCUCGAGUCUUCGUUGCCCUUGCAGGUUACCUUCAUCCCGGAGCCCGUGGGACACCCGGGAAACCCGUUGUUGUUUGAGUUUGUCGAAAAUGACUUGGAAGUCGCCGACAGAAUCGCCAGAAUCAUCGAGGCACUGGUUCAGAAUAUGCAAAUUGAGCCAGAAGACAUCGUAGUUGUGGUUGAUGGAUUCAGUGAUGGCAUCCUGGUGAACUUGGAUGCUUAUCUGGUGCAAAGGUUCCAAGUGACCAGUAAGACUGGUGCAAGUAUGGCUCCUAUUCUUGUCCAGUGUCCAGUGGUUGGCCCAAGGUUCCACUUGACCCCUGAGCAACUGGACAAGGCCUAUGUCCAGUUCCUAGACUUCAAAGAGAAUCUAAAAACCAAGUUUAAGGACUUCAAAUCAAAUUUGAAGCAUGUGUCAUCAAAAGAAGAUUUGGUUUCACAAAAGGUGUCUGGGUUGCUCCUGAGAGCCAUGACAAAAUCUUUGGUGGACAGUGACCUAUCUGACGUGACUGUGCAGGACUUGUUUAGAAACUUGUUUGAUUCAGUGACUAACAAGACCCAGCUUUCCCAUAAGCUAGUUCACACCCACAGGUAUUUGUCUGUGUUGGAGAGGAAGGCAGUGAGAGGGUUUGAGGCCAAGGUCAUUGUUGCUCAUGUGGAUUUCUCUGACUAUCCAUCUAAUGGAAAGUCUGAUGCUGCUCCAGAUGUGGUAGUGUCAAGGGCAAAGGUGAUGGGGGUGCUGGUUGUUGAUGAGGUGGACAAAGACAGGAUUGAGGCCAUGUGGCAUACAAAGGUGCACAGGCUCGAUCUCCUUGCCAUGGCUUUGAAAGCGGCAUGUAUCCUGGCCUCGUUCGUGAUAAUCCCCACCUUGGCAUUAGAAUGUUAUGUGUGUAAGAACCAACUGCAAAACAGCGGUGUUUGCGAUGCUCAAGCCAUUUCCUGCCUUCCGGAACAAGACACGUGUCUCACCAAGCUGCAUUCUGAGCAAAUCUCUCGCGCCAUCGAAUCUCCAGGUUUGCGAUUUUACGUGUCCAAGUCUUGCUCAAAUUCCACCGUUUGCAACGAGGAAGCUGCUUCUACGCGAAAGCUGUGCUCUCAGUUGUGGUACAAGAACGUGGACUGCGUUUCUUGCUGCUCGCACGACCGCUGCAACCGUGAUAUCGACUUCAAUAUGUUCGUUGAGAAGGCUUAA
Messenger RNA from Notodromas monacha, 3783 nucleotides. NCBI's taxonomy places the organism in Eukaryota, Metazoa, Arthropoda, Ostracoda, Podocopida, Cyprididae. The record is from the annotation of a GenBank genome assembly.